UGGACCCUCAGGCCGCUCCGGAGAAGCGUCUGGAGGACAUGCUGCGCCUCGGAGAGCUCUGUGUGGAGGUCCUGACGCAGAACGAGGAGCACCACGCAGAGCAACAAUACCACUCCAAAAUCGAUGUUCUGAUCGACGAGGCGUUCAAAGACAUGCUUUCCUCCCUGGUCACAAAGUUCGCCGCUGUUUUAGACGGCGUCCUCAACAAACUCUCCAGAUACGAUGAAGGCACAUUCUUCUCUUCAAUCCUCUCUUUCACAAAACCAGGCAUGGAUCUGGCCGACACCUACAUCACCUUCAUCCGGCAGAACCAGGACAUCCUGCGGGACCGCGUCAACGACGAGCUGUACACCGAGAAGGUGUUCGAGCAAUGGUACAGCAGCUCUGUGAAGUUGGUGUGUGUUUGGCUGACGGACAGAAUGGACCUGCAGCUGCACGUCUACCAGCUGAAAACACUCAUCAAGAUCGUUAAGAAGACGUACCGUGACUUCCGGCUGCAGGGCGUUCUGGACGUCUCGCUGAACAACAAGAGCUACGAGACCGUCUACAACCGUCUGACGGUGGAGGAGGCGACCGCCGCCGUGAAGUCUGGAGACGGCCUGCAGGGGAUCAGCAUGAGAGACAGCGACCAGGAGGACGACUGAACACACACACACACACACACACACACACACACACACACACUUCAUACCGUCACACACACAUCCUCUCUCUGAAGGACCAGGACCUUCCAUCACACUGUGAGUUAUGUUCUAGAUCAGGGGGGUCCAAACUUGUAUCACUGAGGUCCACAUAAUAAUAAUAAUAAUA
Messenger RNA from Notothenia coriiceps (black rockcod), 810 nucleotides. Its product is annotated as calcium-dependent secretion activator 2-like. Gene Ontology annotation, cellular component: glutamatergic synapse. The transcript has 6 exons. The record is from RefSeq and is a predicted model, not a curated record. NCBI's taxonomy places the organism in Eukaryota, Metazoa, Chordata, Actinopteri, Perciformes, Nototheniidae. Gene Ontology annotation, biological process: positive regulation of exocytosis; synaptic vesicle exocytosis; dense core granule exocytosis. The annotation marks the transcript as partial.